Messenger RNA from Budorcas taxicolor (takin), 4808 nucleotides. RefSeq names its product ERCC excision repair 6, chromatin remodeling factor (gene ERCC6). Gene Ontology annotation, molecular function: ATP-dependent chromatin remodeler activity; ATP binding. The transcript is spliced from 20 exons. Gene Ontology annotation, biological process: transcription-coupled nucleotide-excision repair. The record is from RefSeq and is a predicted model, not a curated record. Gene Ontology annotation, cellular component: nucleus. The coding region runs from base 1 to 4446 and encodes 1481 amino acids. NCBI's taxonomy places the organism in Eukaryota, Metazoa, Chordata, Mammalia, Artiodactyla, Bovidae.
AUGCCAAAUGAAAGAAUCCCCCACUCAAGUCAAACUCAGGAGCCAGACUGUUCACAGAGCCAGGGUGUCAGUGGCAGUGAAGAGGGGACAGUCAAGCAGGAGAAGGGUGGUGACGUGGACCUGGGGCAGAGCCUCCCCUCUUGUUCCUCUGCUGAUGGACCCUCCAGUUCCACCGAAGGGUGUCUCUUGGAACUUCCCAGGAGAGGGCCAGCCCUGCUGCACAUCGACAGGCAUCAGAUCCAGGCGGUGGAGCCCAGUGCGCAGGCCCUGGAGCUGCAGGGCUUGGGUGUAGAUGUCUAUGACCAGGAUGUGCUGGAGCAAGGGGUACUUCAGCAGGUGGACAGCGCCAUCCAUGAGGCCAACCGCGUGGCCCAGCUUGCCGAGGCGGAGAAGGAGUAUCAGUCAGUCCUGGACGACCUCACGUCAUGUACGACAUCCCUAAGGCAGAUUGAUAGAAUUAUUGAACAACUUGGCCCUCAAGCUGCCACCAACAAAGAUAUCAACAGGAAGCUAGACUCUGUAAAACGACAGAAGUAUAACAAGGAACAACAGCUGAAGAAGAUCACAGCAAAACAGAAACGCCUCCAGGCCAUCCUUGGAGGAGCAGAGGUGAAGGUGGAACUAGGCCCCGGCAGUCUGGAGGAGGAGGAUGCAGAAGCAGAGCCGUCCUGCCUUGGCAGCAUGCUCAUGCCCGCUCAGGAGACCGCUUGGGAAGAGCUCGUCCGCACUGGUCAGAUGACACCUUUUGGUACCAAAAUCCCUCAGAAGCAGGAGAAAAAGCCCAGAAAACUAAUGCUCAACGAAGCAUCAGGCUUUGAAAAGUAUUUGGCAGAUCAAGCGAAACUGUCCUUCGAAAGAAAGAAGCAAGCUCGCAAUAAAAGAGCGGCUAAAAAAGCUUCGGCCUCGGCCACUCCUGAGCUGAGCUCAGCGCUCAGUGAAGACAAACCAGACGAGAGAGGCGAAGUUGUGUCGAAAACAGAUAAGCGCCUGAAGAAACACAUCAAGAAACUCCAGCAGAGGGCUCUUCAGCGCCAGGGGCAGGUCGGAUUGCUAAAGGGAGAGAAACCCUGGGAUUGUGAUGUGAGACCACAGGCACAGGGGGCCUCUGAGGGUGAAGAGUCGGAGUACUUGCCCACGGAGGAGGAGCUGGAGGAGGCGGUGGGCGCCGACCUGCCCGGGGAGGGCGCCGACUGGGAGCAGAGGCUGGUGCUCAAUCGCCGGAAACGGCAGAAGAAGGUCACCGUACAGGGGAUUGAUGAUGACUUUUUUCCAAGUUCUGGGGAAGAAGCUGAAGGCAUGGGAGGAGGUCGGAAAGUGGUGAGAUGCCGAGACGAUGGAGACGAAGAUUAUUAUAAGCAACGAUUAAGGAGAUGGAAUAAACUGAGGCUGAAGGACAAAGAGAAGAGUUCGAGGCUUGAAGACGAUUCUGAGGAAAGCGAUGCUGAAUUUGACGAAGGUUUUAAAAUGCCGGGUUUUCUGUUCAAAAAGCUUUUUAAGUACCAGCAGACAGGUGUUCGGUGGCUGUGGGAAUUACACUGCCAGCAGGCAGGAGGCAUUCUGGGAGAUGAGAUGGGAUUGGGCAAGACCAUCCAGAUAAUUGCCUUCUUGGCAGGCCUGAGCUACAGCAAGAUCAGGACUCGUGGUUCAAAUUACAGGUUCGAGGGGUUGGGUCCGACCAUAAUUGUCUGUCCAACAACGGUGAUGCAUCAGUGGGUGAAGGAAUUUCACACGUGGUGGCCUCCAUUCAGAGUGGCAGUUCUGCACGAAACCGGGUCCUUUACCCACAAAAAGGAGAGACUAGUUCGAGACAUUGCUCAUUGUCACGGGAUUUUGAUCACUUCUUACUCCUACAUUCGACUGAUGCAGGAUGAUAUUAGCAGGCACGACUGGCACUACGUGAUCCUGGACGAGGGACACAAAAUUCGGAAUCCAAAUGCUGCCAUCACCCUUGCUUGCAAACAGUUCCGCACGCCUCAUCGCAUCAUCCUGUCUGGCUCACCGAUGCAGAAUAACUUGCGAGAGCUGUGGUCUCUCUUUGACUUCAUCUUCCCAGGAAAGCUGGGUACAUUGCCUGUGUUUAUGGAGCAGUUCUCAGUCCCCAUCACCAUGGGGGGGUAUUCAAACGCCUCCCCAGUACAGGUUAAAACUGCUUAUAAGUGUGCGUGUGUCUUACGAGAUACCAUAAAUCCAUACCUGCUGCGGAGAAUGAAGUCGGAUGUCAAAAUGAGCCUUUCUUUGCCAGAUAAAAAUGAACAGGUCUUAUUUUGCCGUCUUACAGAUGAACAACAUAAAGUCUACCAAAAUUUCAUAGAUUCCAAAGAAGUUUACAGGAUUCUCAAUGGAGAGAUGCAGAUUUUCUCUGGACUCGUAGCCCUAAGAAAAAUCUGCAACCACCCUGAUCUCUUUUCUGGAGGCCCCAAGAGUCUUAAAGGCGCCCCAGACGAGGAGCUAGGGGAAGAUGAGUUUGGAUACUGGAAACGUUCCGGGAAAAUGAUAGUUGUCGAGUCCUUGCUGAAAAUAUGGCACAAGCAGGGCCAACGAGUGCUGCUGUUUUCUCAGUCCAGACAGAUGUUGGACAUCCUUGAAGUGUUCCUCAGAGCCCAGAAGUAUUCUUAUCUCAAGAUGGAUGGCACCACGGCGAUAGCUUCCAGACAACCACUGAUCGCAAGAUACAAUGAGGACACGUCCGUGUUUGUGUUUCUUCUGACCACUCGCGUGGGUGGCCUAGGAGUCAACCUGACGGGUGCAAACCGCGUCAUCAUCUAUGACCCCGACUGGAACCCAAGCACAGACACGCAGGCCCGGGAGCGCGCGUGGAGGAUCGGCCAGAAAAAGCAAGUGACGGUGUACAGGCUCCUCACUGCAGGCACCAUUGAGGAAAAGAUUUACCACCGACAAAUCUUCAAGCAGUUUUUGACAAACAGAGUGCUAAAAGAUCCGAAGCAGAGACGCUUUUUCAAGUCCAAUGACCUUUAUGAGCUGUUUACUCUGAGCAGCCCUGACACAUCCCAGAGCACGGAAACGAGCGCUAUCUUUGCAGGAACUGGUUCAGAUGUUCAGACACCCAGACGCCAUUUAAAAAGAAGACUUCAGCAGGCCUGUGGAACAGACCCGAAUGUCCCAGUGGGCAGACAGUUCCCUGAUGGUAAGACGUCUGCAAACGCCGCCGUCUCAUCUGAAGAGAGACCUGCAGCAUCAGGCAGCGAAGUGCGUGCAGGAACUUCUGACCAAGGCAUUCCUUUGAAAGACGCGCUUCAGACACCUCAUAGUCUGACCGGCAGUGAGAGGCUUGGAGAAGAGGCAGAUGCAGUCUCCAGACCACGGGAGUCCUUAGUGAUUCAUGAAAACGGGGACAGCUCAGAUUCUCCAAGAACCAGCAGAACGUGCGGGACGUCUGGUGAGGAAAGCACCAAUGCAAAGGAGAGUCUUUCUGAUAAAAGAGAAAGCUGCCAGGUUCGGAGAGAACCUCUUUGGGAGAAUGAGCAAACGGAAAAUAAUUGUUAUAAACACAAGUCAAAAAUGAAACAUCACGUGGCAGAAGAGGCCAGGGAGAAACACCUGAGGUCGAAUCAAAAGCCGGAGAGCUCUAAGCACCGCAGAGAUGCCAAGUUUGAGGGAACUCGAAUUCCACACCUGGUGAAGAAGAGGCGGUACCGGAGGCGAGACAGUGAAAACGAGAGCGAGGCCAAGGAGCGCAGCCACGACGACUACGUCCUGGAGAAGCUUUUCAGAAAGUCAGUGGCCGUGCACAGCGUCAUGAAGCACGACGCCAUCGUGGAUGGAGCCAGCCCAGACUGUGUCCUGGUGGAGGCGGAGGCCAACCGCGUGGCUCAGGACGCCCUCAGAGCGCUGAGGCUCUCUCGGCAGCGGUGUCUGGGCGCAGCGAGUGGUGUGCCCACUUGGACUGGCCACAGAGGGCUUGCUGGUGCACCAGCAGGAAAAAAGAGCAGAUUCGGUCAGAAAAGGAACUCCAGUUUCUCCCUGCAGCGUCCCUCUUCAACAUCUCCAAAGGAAAAAUGCCAGGACAGCACUGUGAAGAAGGAUGGAAAAGAUCAUGUUUUGGAGCAUUUUAGUGGAAAAGUUGAAGAUGCAGAGUCUUCAUCUGGGGCUCUCACUUCGUCCUCACUGUUGGCGAAAAUGAGAGCUAGGAACCACCUCAUUUUGCCAGAGCGCUUAGAAAGUGAAAUUGGGCGCCUCCCAGAAGCCGCCGCUCCGCUGCCCUGCAGCACAGAGCAUGAUGACCUGCUGGUGGAAAUGAGAAACUUCAUUGCCUUUCAGGCCCAAGUUGAUGGCCAGGCCAGCACCCAGGAGAUACUGCAGGAGUUCGAGUCCAGGUUAUCAGCAUCACAGUCUUGUGUCUUUAGAGAACUCUUGAGAAAUCUGUGCACUUUUCAUAGAACUUCUGCUGGUGAAGGCAUUUGGAAACUCAAGCCAGAAUACUGCUGAGCAACAUUACUCUCUGGACUUCUAAUUGACUUUUCUGAUGAAAAGAUUAAUUAUUUAAUUAUCAUGUUUGUCAGUGGAAGUUGGCUGUAUUUGAUGUUUACUUUGAAUGAUAGCUACCUCAUAAAACUUUGGGGAAGAAGAAAUUCUUCUCCAAAACUUAAGUUUUAAAAAUACCUGGGUUGACUUUUUUUUUCCAAAAUGAAUUAUGUUAUAAAUUCAGGGACCUAACCGUUAAUCCUUGGAACACACUUGUUCUUUUACCCAGAAGAUGCUAUCAGGGAACACAUUACUUACUACUCAUUGGAAGGUUAUAGACCAGAACUUGCAAGAAUUCUUGUUAUUGGUGCUAAAAACAUGUCUUA